AUGUGCAAAAAUGAGCGGGCGGAGGUAUUAGGAAUGUCGCUGCUCGGUGUCUGUUGCCGUUUCCCAGUAGGCACCUGCGCUGGUGCGGGUGACGUAACGCCGGUCGAAGGUGCACAGACCGCUAGCCAGGCCCCUUGCGAGGGACGAGACGGGCUGAGAGCGACAAUUCCAUUCAUUGCACACAGCCGUUCGCAGGUUGGCUCGCAGUGGAAUACCGGGGAAAGCGCGUACGGCCGAUGGCCGCUUCAGACGUGCGAGUGGAGGAAAGGCAUCCACCAGAUCUGCUCGAAGCGGCCGCGACAUCAGUGGCCCUGGCAAAAAGCCGACCCGAACGCAAUAACUCAAAACGCGGGCCGAGUCGAAUGUCGAAUGGUCGCUCCGGCCGCCGAGUUGCGCUGCCGUUUUUACCGGCUCUUGUCAACCGUCAAACAGUCGUCGAGCUCA
Molecule: messenger RNA, 444 nt
Organism: Iphiclides podalirius (scarce swallowtail)
Lineage: Eukaryota; Metazoa; Arthropoda; Insecta; Lepidoptera; Papilionidae
Source: the annotation of a GenBank genome assembly